This is a messenger RNA of Brassica rapa (field mustard), 2377 nucleotides long. Its product is annotated as B3 domain-containing protein At5g57720-like. The record is from RefSeq and is a predicted model, not a curated record. NCBI's taxonomy places the organism in Eukaryota, Viridiplantae, Streptophyta, Magnoliopsida, Brassicales, Brassicaceae.
GUUUAGAUUUAGAGUUUAGUGUUUUGUUUAUGGUAUUAUUUUUUUUUUUGUAACUACUAUUAUUUUUAUUUAUUUAUACUUUUUUUAAUUUUAAAAACGUAAUAUAAUUUGACAAUAUUUUGUUUUCUGUUUUAAAAGAUAUCAGAUUUAAAAUAACUAAAUCUUAUUGGUGAACCCAAAAAUAAUUUUUAAAAAUCCAUUAUUCCUCCUAAUUAUUUGGUCACUAUUCAUAGCCUGGAUUUAAAUGUUUAGGAACCGGAUGAUCCGGAACAGAAAGAAACCAGUCCAAACCUGACCCGAGGACUGGAAUAUCAAGGCUUUAGGGGUUUGUUUAGGCCUUAUGGGCCCAUAUUGGCUGGGCUCUGUUCCAACUUCCAAUUAAUUCUUGAAUAAUUAAUAGACUCGAAUGGUCUAUUUCAACAAUUCGAGUUCUUUUAUAUUUUGUACAUACAUUAUGGGAUUCCCUGGUGGUACAACUCUCUGCAAAUAUAUCCGCUCUUAUUCAGAGAUGACGUUACAAAAUAAAUGCUUUACGACUAUGACCACUUAAGCUGACCAUGACUACUUGAUCGGUUAAGGGCAUUUUGGUAAUUGUCAAGUCUCACUCUCUGUGAAGCCAAAAGCUCCUGUCACAGUACAAGACGUAUCAGAUGAUGAUGAUGAUGAUGAUGAUGAACCAGCUGGUGAUGAUGAUUAUGAUCAGAACAUGAUCAUUUCUCUUUCUUUGGGAAGCAGCGACGAAGAGUACGAUGCUGAUAAAACGGUCGGUGAAGUUAACAAAGCUCAUAGAACUUUAGAGAAAGGAAGCUCUUCGCAAAGGAUAUGUGCUCAAUCUAUUGAUGAUCCGGAAAUGUAUCUUGAUGAUCCCAAGAACCCUUGCUUUAUUGCAACGUCGUCGCCGUGUAGGAGUAUGUUGGUGAUUGCUAAGCAAGUAAUAAAAGAAUAUGGCUUGAAGUUUGAUGGCACGAUCAAGUUCAUCGAUGGGUUUGGGGAAGUAGAUGGAAAGAUUGGAAACUGGAAAGAUCGUGUUGUCGUUAAACCGUGGCAGGAAAUCUAUCACAGAAACGAUGCAAAGCCAGGAGAUGUGAUCAUAUGUGAGAUUCUACGUGAAGGAGAUGUUGUUCGAUCCAUCAAGCCUCAUUUCGUUAAGAACUAAUGUUUUAUUUAUGCGUCUGAAGACUUUUAAGUUAAGAAUUCGUGUUUAUGUAAUGUUGACCUUCGUCGUUUAUGUAAUAUUUAGGCUGUUAUCCUUUGUUUUCUCAGGAUCUUGUUGAAACUUGGUGUUUGCUUUAGGAUUUUAGUUGUGAUAUUUAAAUCUUGUGUGUGGCAUGUGUACUAUAAAUGAUGGAGUGUGCCUCUUCUACAUUUUAGUAAAAUUACACAUCUAUUAAUCUAAUCUAACCAGAUCGGUGUCAAUCGGUUUAAACUUGAAAGUACUAAAAAACGUAAAACGGCAGUUAGGCAAGUUAAUCUCUCUGCUUAUUUAAAUCAAGGAAGAUACAAUAAGGAAAAUGUCAUGUUCAGUACUAUUACUAUGUUAUUUAUUUAAUAUAUUAAGGUACUAAACAUUCUGACCUCAUCUUAUCUCAACGCAAACAAACAAUUAAGAAUUAACCAUUGAUACGUUAGAUCGUAUAUUCAGACUUAUUUAAUCAAGAAGUAUUGAAUCUGUGAGACUUCUGCUCUGCGUCAUACCUUUUUGUAGUUGUAACAGGUUAGUUAGCUCUAAAGAUAAAGUAAUAAUCUUAACUGGAGAAAUGAAAGGAAAAAAGAUGAUGAGGAAAAGGUCAAAAUGCAAACAUUAAUGGAAUAAGAAUAUAAAUACAUAAUUAAACGACGGAACACAUGCAAUGUGGUUCAUCUUUCUUUUUUUCUGGAAACUUUUGUUAUAUCUUUUCCGUUUUUGUCUCUUUCCUAAACAUUCUUUUCAUUUUGUUCAGAAAAAUACAAGAAACCUUAAUAAAUUGCAGACUUUUUUGCAAUCAAAAAUAUUUUUAGAUCCUGCUUAACUCGAGAAUCAAUGGUCCCCUGGGCUAGACUUAAGGGUAUGAAUGCAGACUAAAGGCAAAGUAAUUGUUUCACGCAUCUAAACUUAUUAAGAUUUUCUUUUAAUCGACUACAAAAAAUAAUUCAACUUUAUUAAUAAUUCAUUAUUUAUCUAUCAAAUAAAUAUAUAUAAUUGCUAUCACCCCCUCCUUACAUCAACACAAAAACUAGACUGUGGAACCAAAAAAACUAUAAACAUGUUUAACUGUUUUUACCCCUAACUGUUUCCCUUUCCACCCGCCAAAACCAGUUGAGACAUAUUUACAUCUCUACCCUUCCACAGUCCCAUAACAAAACUCCAACUCUGUCUCUUACUCAUUCAAACUGCCAA